AUGCUUGUGGCUGGCCACCUGAUGCUCCCACUAUCAGCCCCCCAACUCCUCACAGCCAUCCCCCCAAACACUCCCACCACCCUCACCCCACUAUCAGCCCCCCAACUCCUCACAGCCAUCCCCCCAAACACUCCCACCACCCUCACCCCACUAUCAGCCCCCAACUCCUCACAGCCAUCCCCCCAACACUCCCACCACCCUCACCCCACUAUCAGCCCCCCAACUCCUCACAGCCAUCCCCCAAACACUCCCACCCUCACCCCACUAUCAGCCCCCCAACUCCUCACAGCCAUCCCCCCAAACACUCCCACCCUCACCCCACUAUCAGCCCCCCAACUCCUCACAGCCAUCCCCCCAAACACUCCCACCCUCACCCCACUAUCAGCCCCCAACUCCUCACAGCCAUCCCCCAAACACUCCCACCCUCACCCCACUAUCAGCCCCCAACUCCUCACAGCCAUCCCCCAAACACUCCCACCCUCACCCCACUAUCAGCCCCCCAACUCCUCACAGCCCUUCCCCCAACACUCCCACCCUCACCCCACUAUCAGCCCCCAACUCCUCACAGCCAUCCCCCAAACACUCCCACCACCCUCACCCCACUAUCAGCCCCCAACUCCUCACAGCCAUCCCCCAAACACUCCCACCACCCUCACUCCACUAUCAGCCCCCAACUCCUCACAGCCAUCCCCCAAACACUCCCACCACCCUCACCCCACUAUCAGCCCCCAACUCCUCACAGCCAUCCCCCCAAACACUCCCACCCUCACCCCACUAUCAGCCCCCCAACUCCUCACAGCCAUCCCCCAAACACUCCCACCCUCACCCCACUAUCAGCCCCCAACUCCUCACAGCCAUCCCCCAAACACUCCCACCCUCACCCCACUAUCAGCCCCCAACUCCUCACAGCCCUUCCCCAAACACUCCCACCCUCACCCCACUAUCAGCCCCCAACUCCUCACAGCCAUCCCCCAAACACUCCCACCCUCACCCCACUAUCAGCCCCCAACUCCUCACAGCCAUCCCCCAAACACUCCCACCCUCACCCCACUAUCAGCCCCCAACUCCUCACAGCCCUCCCCAAACACUCCCACCCUCACCCCACUAUCAGCCCCCCAACUCCUCACAGCCCUUCCCCAAACACUCCCACCCUCACCCCACUAUCAGCCCCCCAACUCCUCACAGCCAUCCCCCAAACACUCCCACCCUCACCCCACUAUCAGCCCCCCAACUCCUCACAGCCAUCCCCCCAAACACUCCCACCCUCACCCCACUAUCAGCCCCCCAACUCCUCACAGCCCUUCCCCAAACACUCCCACCCUCACCCCACUAUCAGCCCCCCAACUCCUCACAGCCAUCCCCCAAAACUCCCACCCUCACCCAACUAUCAGCCCCCAACUCCUCACAGCCAUCCCCCAAAACUCCCACCCUCACCCAACUAUCAGCCCCCAACUCCUCACAGCCCUUCCCCAAACACUCCCACCCUCACCCCACUAUCAGCCCCCAACUCCUCACAGCCAUCCCCCAAACACUCCCACCCUCACCCCACUAUCAGCCCCCAACUCCUCACAGCCCUUCCCCAAACACUCCCACCCUCACCCCACUAUCAGCCACCCAACUCCUCACAGCCAUCCCCCAAAACUCCCACCCUCACCCCACUAUCAGCCCCCAACUCCUCACAGCCCUUCCCCAAACACUCCCACCCUCACCCCACUAUCAGCCCCCAACUCCUCACAGCCAUCCCCCAAACACUCCCACCCUCACCCCACUAUCAGCCCCCAACUCCUCACAGCCCUUCCCCAAACACUCCCACCCUCACCCCACUAUCAGCCCCCAACUCCUCACAGCCCUUCCCCAAACACUCCCACCCUCACCCCACUAUCAGCCCCCCAACUCCUCACAGCCCUUCCCCAAAGACUCCCACCCUCACCCCACUAUCAGCCCCCAACUCCUCACAGCCAUCCCCCAAACACUCCCACCCUCACCCCACUAUCAGCCCCCAACUCCUCACAGCCCUUCCCCAAACACUCCCACCCUCACCCCACUAUCAGCCCCCCAACUCCUCACAGCCCUCCCCAAACACUCCCACCCUCACCCCACUAUCAGCCCCCAACUCCUCACAGCCAUCCCCCCAAACACUCCCACCCUCACCCCACUAUCAGCCCCCCAACUCCUCACAGCCCUCCCCCACCCCACUAUCAGCCCCCAACUCCUCACAGCCAUCCCCCAAACACUCCCACCCUCAACUUACUAUCAUCCCCCAACUCCUCCCCCUAUGUUUAUCGUGAGCGUAAAGUGAUGGCCAAAUCCUCUUGGGCUGUCCAAGGCCUGGGAUGA
This is a messenger RNA of Oncorhynchus keta (chum salmon), 2337 nucleotides long. RefSeq lists its product as uncharacterized. Lineage: Eukaryota; Metazoa; Chordata; Actinopteri; Salmoniformes; Salmonidae. The transcript has 2 exons. The coding region runs from base 1 to 2337 and encodes 778 amino acids. The record is from RefSeq and is a predicted model, not a curated record.